AUGCAUCAGUACAGAAAAACCAAACCGCUAAUUCCUAACAUAGACGUAAUGAAUUUUGACCAUGACAGAAGGUCCUCUAUGUUAGGUGGAGGGAGGAAGAAGUAUGAUACUCCAAGAAAGGACAAUGUAUUCGGUAAAAAACGAGUGCCAGACGUCAUAAAUGAAACGCCAUUGCAACAGCUAGGUAACAUAGACGACCCUUCAUCCAGCUUUAUCAUGCACCCAAUUCAAAAUAGUAAGGAGCAAAUUCUAGAUAAUCCACAAGUUUUUAAUAGCAGUCCACAGUUUUUCCCAGAUCUGAACUACUUAUCACCAUGGCACAGUUAUUCGAACGGUGUCGGAACGCCAAUACCAAUGAACAGUUCCAUGAUUGGGAAUCCUAACUUGUCAAAUGUCCCAAUGAGCAAGACUUACAGUCCCUAUGACCUGCCUCAAUCAAGCUUUCCGGCAUAUUUCAAUCCUAGAGCAGCGCUGAAUAUGCCUCAUAGAGAAAAGGUCAAUCAGUGGAUAGAAAAUGUUCCUAUCCAUAUUGUAAAUGAAGAGUACCUGACACACGAUUGUUACAGUAUAGAUGAGUAUAUGAACUGGGAGGAGGAUGAGUUUGACAUGUCUUUGUUCCAACGUGGGGAAAAUACGCAAAUUAACAUGGCUACUGUUGAUGAGUUACUACAGUUUCAGCUGAAGCGGAUCACGUCCAUGGUUUUAAGACUUUAUGAGGAAAGUCCAGAAAUUCCCCUAGACAACUCCGAUGCAACGUCCUACUAG
Eremothecium sinecaudum is the source of this 765-nucleotide messenger RNA. RefSeq names its product Pfs1p (gene PFS1). The transcript has a single exon. NCBI's taxonomy places the organism in Eukaryota, Fungi, Ascomycota, Saccharomycetes, Saccharomycetales, Saccharomycetaceae. The coding region runs from base 1 to 765 and encodes 254 amino acids. The record is from RefSeq and is a predicted model, not a curated record.